AGCAACGAGUCGAGCAGGUUAAGAAAUGAUCUGUCGCCUCUGUUACCUUUAGGGACUACCGGUGACACCAAAAUACACGAUUGCCAUCUCGUCUAGUCAGGAAACUACCGGAUUUUCAGAGAUCAAUUACCUGUGUAUGUGCUUGAUCUGUUACCACAUUUACAGAUUGAGCAAUUAGCGAGCGAGCCAGCUGCCUGGUGAUUGAUCUCUUACCGUAGUUGUCACACCUGAUCUGCAAGCGAAGCGCGGACCUGCCACUAUAAAUACGUGAGAAUCCCUGCGUAGAACCACACCGCGAAUCAAACAUUUCAUCGCUGAUCUUUCACCACACGGCACUUACAUAUUUCUUCUCUGUUUGAUCGUUGGCAAGAGUAUGGAGGCGAAGAGAUCGAGCUCGGCCGCCAUCGCCGCCGUGUGCGUGCUCCUCCUGGUGACGCUGCCCGGGCAGGUGUCCGCCAAGUCCAAGUUCUGCGAGUGCUACGAGGGGUGCUACUCGGCGUGCAGGCACCACGUGGCGCGGUUUUUGUGCGUUCCGUUCUGCGCCAACAAAUGCAGCCCCAGCCAGGCCACCGCCACUGCCGCUGCCGUCGGCGGCGGCGACUCGUGCUUGGGGGCCUGCGCCGCCGCCAAGAUCUGCGGCCAGUCGGAUCCGCCGGCCGAGACAGUUGAAGUGGAGACCUGCGCGCAGACCUGCAAGAGGAAAAUCAGGCAGAAUUGAUCGUACGUAUGGUGUGUCGAUCGUGGGAUCAGAUGAUGUUGCAUGGCUAUGAUUUGUAGCGGCAAUAAUGAAAAUCGGGCUAAGUUGCUGCCGCAUACCACAUCUGCGGAUGCGUUUGUAUUUUUUCAAGAUAAUAUCAAAUUAGGUUUCGUUUUGCCUAUCGCAGACCAGAUUUCGUUGUCUUU
Molecule: messenger RNA, 903 nt
Organism: Lolium perenne
Lineage: Eukaryota; Viridiplantae; Streptophyta; Magnoliopsida; Poales; Poaceae
Source: RefSeq, a predicted model, not a curated record